This is a messenger RNA of Megalobrama amblycephala (Wuchang bream), 2092 nucleotides long. It is a transcript of the gene sla2a, whose product is annotated as Src like adaptor 2a. The record is from RefSeq and is a predicted model, not a curated record. Lineage: Eukaryota; Metazoa; Chordata; Actinopteri; Cypriniformes; Xenocyprididae. Gene Ontology annotation, molecular function: protein binding. The transcript is spliced from 8 exons. The coding region runs from base 620 to 1384 and encodes 254 amino acids.
CAGACGGAAGAUCAUCAAGUCACAAAGUUUCCAACCACAAAUGUACCUCACAUCGAGCAACGCUUAUCCUCAGGUUGUGGUUACACUACUUUUAUGACUCUUAAAAUAAUAAAAGGUGCAUAUCACUGUGCCAAGAAAACAUUAGAAGCUCAAACUGAUCACAUACACACAAAAUUGCCUUUGAGUGAUGUAACAUUUUCUUAACUUGCACAUAUAUGUAGAGUCUAUAUCCAAUCUAUGUAAUCUAUUGUAACUGAAUGCACUACAUCUUGCACUUAGUCCUUUCAGUUUAAUUCUGACUGUUGUAUCAUGGAUUUGUAAAGUGUAUUAGCACAGGAAAUUUCAUUUGCAUGUGGGUUAGUUCACCACAACUCCUACUCAAGAGAGCACAGAAGUCAAUUCACACACGCACAAGAGACAACAGAGGAACAGAGGUUGCAUCAAAAGCGUCUUCACACUUCUAGUGCUGGGAUUCCUAUAGUGGAUGCUCUAUCACAUGGCCUUCUGUCUAUUUUUGGCAAAGAAAAUCAUCUUAUAAUUGCAGCGUUUUCUCACACGGAGUUGAAACGGUGCAGAGUUGGUUUCUGUCAUAAAGUCAGAAAAUGGUCAUAAAAUAAACAUGGGCUGUCUAACAAGCAGACUCUGGCGUCGAUCCGCUGUUCGACUGGAGGAUCCCGUUUUGACGUCUGGUGGGUCUUCGGGAAAUCACAUGAACAUGGCGGUGGCCUUAUGCAACUUUCCACCCCACACGUUUGAUGAACAUACUAUAUUUUUCGGAGACAGACUGAACAUUAUAUCAGAAGAUGAUGACAUGUUGAGGGUUAGAUCUAUAUCAACAGCCACAGAGUUUUUCAUUCCUCACACCUACGUUUCCAAAGUGCACAAUCGGUGGCUGUUUGAAGGGAUCACCAGGAGAAAUGCAGAACAACUUCUUAGGCUGCCUCAAAACUACUCUGGAUGUUUUCUAAUUCGGGAAAGUCAGUCAUGCCCUGGUUCCUACUCACUCUCAAUACGACAUGAUAGAGACCAUAUGCACAAUGUAAAGCACUACAGAAUCCAUCAGAUCGACAACGGCUGGUUCUAUAUCCACAAAAACCGGCCCUUCUCCACUCUCAUCCAGCUGGUAGACUAUUACUCACGACCUUUUAAUGGAACAUGCUGUCAGCUGACUGAACCUUGCUUAUUUCAUGACUUGAGCACAACAGUAGCACAUACACCCUCACCAAAAGUAUUCCAGAGGUCCAGUCUUAACUGGAAAGAUUUGUCCAGGUCGAUGAUUCAAAGGCAGUUAAAGGGGGAUGAAGAGACUCUGGUUAGUGAAGGACUGCGAGAGACUCUAAAUACAUAUUUUUACAUCACAGAGGAGUCGAGCUGUGAGGACUGAGUCACAAAGAACACACAUUUAUUAACAUCACUUAAGUAAUAGAUGUUUUGGGUCUUUUCAGUAUAUUUGGUGGACAUUUUGACCACAACGCUCUGUCCUGUACAAGUACAUUCUUAAGCCUGAUUAAUGAUCAUGGUAACACUUUACAAUAAGGUUUUAUUUGUUAACAUUAAUUUAUGCAUAAACUAGCAUUGACAUCGAGCAAUAUAUUUUUACAGCAUCUAUUAACCUUUGUUAAUGUUAGUUAAUAAAAAUGUUCAUGUUAGUUCACAGUUCAUACUGUUUGACAGAUACAACAUUUGAUCUUAAAAAUAUAAUAGUAAAUGUUGAGAUUAACAUUAACUGAUCAAUAAAUGCAGUAGAAGUACUGUUCGUUCUUAGUUCAUGUUAACUAAUGUUAACAAAGGAUACCUUAUUGUAAAGUGUUACUAUUAUCGUUUGCUUUUAAUUAUCAUUUUGGUUAUUUUAUUAUUUUUUAAUGAAGAUUUGUUAUGUUAUAGUCAUGUCUGUUGUAAAGGACAAGAUGCAUUACCUUGGGAAACUACAGAGUAAAUUGCUCAGUUACAUAAAGUAAAGUAACAAUACAAACAAUGUAGUAACAUACUUUAAAUAUAAUUAUGUGUGACAUAAAAUAAUGAUGUAAAUAAAAUUGUGGGGAAUUAAUUGUGCAAUUGUGGGAAAAGGGUAAUAAAUAAAUACAUUUAUUUU